AUGAAGAAGAAGACUCCAAAUUCCUCCUGCCGCUGGUCGGAGCUCCCGAUGGACAUGUUGAGACAAGUGUUGGAACGUUUGCAUUUUCUGGAUUUCCACCGCGCUAAGAUCGUUUGUUCGAGUUGGUAUUCGUGCUCGAAACAAUCGGUGCGGCCAAAAUGCGGAUCUCCGUUGCUGAUGCUGUCUCUAGAAGAGGGUGGUUGCGUGCUGUACAAUCCAGACGAAGAUAGGGUUUACGAGACCACGACGCGUGACUUUUCAGGCGAGGAGAGGAUCGGACUCCCUCCUCUGGAGUCACUCAAGGGUGAGCGUUUUAAGGUUGAGGUAGCAGGAGAUAAGAAAUUCAAUGUUAGUUUAAUCGAGGAUACUUCUAGGAUUGUUCAAGAUGUGGAAGAUCUGAGGGGUCUUUUGUGGGUAGACGACAAGAAUGGAGACUACGUUGUUGUGUGGCAAUUUGAAUGUGACGAGUUUGUAGGGUAUUGCAAGAAAGAGAUGGUCAUUACCGUGAGAUUAACACACGGGUCGGUCCUCGCUUGGAGUUACAAGGCCUACGUGAUAUGGUACUCAAAGGUUGCCAAGGUGGGAGCCAAAUCGGAGUAUGAAAGACUCAGAGCGAUUAAGGUCACCUCAAGGAGCGAUAGUAUUGUUGUGAAAACAUCAGGAGAGGUUUUGUAUGUCCAUAGCAGAUCUUACGAGACGUCGACCUUGGAAAGGCCUAGGACGUUCCGAGUGUUCAAGAGGGAUCCUAAACAGGUACACCCGAGUACCAACGACGACACGCUUGCUGAGGUAGAUUCUCUUGGUGAUGAAGCCCUGUUUCUUGAUUUGGGUAUCACCGUGAAAGUGGCUGCUGAUCACAUUGGUAUUGAGCCAAACUCCAUCUAUUUCACGCGUGGUGACCGUAUCCGUCACAAUAAUGUUUCAUGCCUCGACAUGUGUGUGUACAAUCUUGCAACAAAGAACAUCAACCGCUUCCAUGUCUCUCCAACUUGGAAGUCAAGGAUGCUCAGUGGUUACAAUGCUGAUGCUCCAAGCUAA
Messenger RNA from Microthlaspi erraticum, 1038 nucleotides. NCBI's taxonomy places the organism in Eukaryota, Viridiplantae, Streptophyta, Magnoliopsida, Brassicales, Brassicaceae. The record is from the annotation of a GenBank genome assembly.